Messenger RNA from Solanum dulcamara, 618 nucleotides. RefSeq lists its product as uncharacterized. The record is from RefSeq and is a predicted model, not a curated record. Bases 1 to 618 code for a protein of 205 amino acids. Lineage: Eukaryota; Viridiplantae; Streptophyta; Magnoliopsida; Solanales; Solanaceae. The transcript has a single exon.
AUGGAACCUUUUCAAGACUCAGACAAGAUAGAGGAAUAUAGAAGAAGACUGGGUAUAGAACAAGCAAUGGCUAAUAUAUCCGGUAAAAUUUGGGCUUUUGUGGAAGAUAUAUUUGACUUCUAUGUAAUAAUGGACCAUCAACAGCAUUUAACUAUUAAAUUAAGAAUUAGAGGAAGUCAAGAGGAGAUGCUAGUAUCACUAGUGUAUGCAAAGUGUACUCAAUAUGAAAGAAUGGAGCUGUGGGAAUCAAUGGAGGAUUUAUCUACCUCAGUUAAUAUUCCAUGGAUGAUUGGGGGUGAUUUUAAUGCAAUCACUUCAGAAGAAGAGAAAUUUGGAGGCCUUCCAGCAACCAUCAAGGAAAUUAUGGACUUUAGAGGCUGCAUUCAAAACUGUGGAAUAUCAGACUUGGGAUAUAGUGGCAACAAAUUUACUUGGUGGAAUGGACAAAAUGGUGAGGACUGUAUUUUCAAGAGAUUGGAUAGAUGUUUGGGUAAUCAACUGUUACAAAUAAAAUACCCUAGUAUUGAUAUCAAACAUCUGAUCAGGAGUGGUUCAGAUCAUGCUCAUAUGUUAAUCUCUUACACUGGAGAUAAUAGAAGCAUAAAAAAAACCGUUUAA